AUGCCUUCCACAUACAAGCGCGACAAACCCUGGGAUACCGACGACAUCGACAAGUGGAAAGAAGAGCCGUUCAAGGCAGAAGAGAACAUCGGCGGCACCUUCAGCGAGGAAUCCAGCUUUGCGACCCUCUUCCCCAAAUACCGCGAAGCCUACCUCAAAGCAUCAUGGCCCGCCAUCACGCGCGCCCUCGAGAAGCACGGAAUCGCAUGCACCCUGGACCUGGUCGAGGGCAGCAUGACGGUCAAGACGACGCGCAAGACCUACGACCCCGCCGCCAUCCUCAACGCACGAGAUCUGAUCAAACUGCUCGCGCGCAGCGUGCCCGCCCCGCAGGCGCUCAAGAUUUUAGACGAUGGCAUGGCGUGCGAUGUCAUCAAGGUGCGCGGCCUGGUGCGCAACAAAGACCGCUUCGUCAAGCGCCGACAGCGCAUCCUCGGGCCCAACGGCAGCACGCUCAAAGCCCUCGAGCUCCUCACGCAGACCUACAUCCUCGUCCAGGGCAACACGGUCGCCGUCAUGGGCGGCUACAAGAGCCUGAAAGAGGUCCGGCGCGUGGUGGAGGACUGCAUGGCCAACAUCCACCCCAUCUACCACAUCAAAGAGCUCAUGAUCAAGCGCGAACUCGCCAAGGAUCCGGAACUCAAGAAUGAGAACUGGGAUCGCUUCCUGCCGCAUUUCAAGAAGCGGAAUCUGAGCAAGCGCCGGAGACCGCAUGUCGUCAACGAUAAGAGCAAGAAGGUCUACACGCCCUUCCCGCCGCCGCAGGAGAAGAGCAGGAUCGAUCUGCAGAUUGAAAGCGGCGAGUAUUUCCUGAACAAUGCGGCCAAGGAGCGCGCGAAGAAGGACAAGCGGGAGGAAGCGAUGAUGGAGAAGAUGGAAGAGAAGAAGCGGAAGCGGGAAGAGGCAUUCGAGGCUCCCCGGGAGGCCGAGGACGAGAAGAAGGCCAAGAAGCACAAGAAGCGGAAGAGUAGUGAAGACGGGGAGAAGAAGCAGAAGAAGCGGAAAGCGGAUGCUGGAGAGGAAGAGGAAGAGGAAUAG
This is a messenger RNA of Lecanosticta acicola, 1038 nucleotides long. Lineage: Eukaryota; Fungi; Ascomycota; Dothideomycetes; Mycosphaerellales; Mycosphaerellaceae. The record is from the annotation of a GenBank genome assembly.